AUGCCUCAGCUCAAUAGGUCCCCCAGCUCGCCGAGCCUGCGAGAUCCCCCCAAACAGGCCCUUGAGCUCUCUACUCGACCUUCAAUGCCCCGUCCGAAACCUCUCUACCAUGCAUCCGUCCGAAGACUCUCCUCCCGUCCCCGUCCUUCCGUCGCGUCAAUAGCAGACAUUUUUGUCGGCUCGUUGGUCCUUGCCGGUUUCUGUCAUGACCACUCUCCACGAGGCCGGGGUAUAUCUACUACGCCCUUGAGACCACCCGAGAAUCAUUUGCGAAGAUUCCGUGGCAAAAAUCUGGCUGACCGUGGGCAAAUGCCUGCUGGAAGGCGCGUGGAAUAUUCGCGAACGUCGGUGCAGGCAUCGCGACCUCGGUCAUGGCUCAGCACUGGCUUGGCGCAAAAGCCGAUAGAUGACGCCCAUGAGCAUAAUCGCGCGAACAUGCCCACGAGGACGAGGUUUGGAGAUUAUGAGGACAGUUCGUUGUCCGAUCUAGGGGAGGAUGCAUUGCAUCGACGUUUCGGAAAAGAAAAUCUCAUUUCCGACACCAUGGUAGAAUCGAACCAACCUACACAACUUGAAAGGGGAGAAACAAACGAUACGGAAAGUUUACGCAUCUCGCCGAAAGAAGAAAGAGCAAAUCAACCACCAGACGAAGAACCCGCGCUUUCACAUGACGAAAAGGACCACAUGGAGACAUCCCAGUUUUUCAAAAAGGCUCUGGGCAAGAAACACAAUUGGGAAGAGGCUGUAUACGUCGUGCUUCCUAAGCCGCAGGCGAAAAGAAAGGAGGUCAAUAAGCGUGACGGGAUUGAAAGUCGGUCGGUGGCACGUCUCGUGGAAGCGUUGAAGUUCGAGAAGGAGGCGCCGAUGCUAGAAUUGUUCAACUUAUAUAGGGAAAUACCUUCGCCGGGAGUGGCGAAACUUCCCAAACACUGGCGAGGACAUCUUUUGCGCCGAUUUUCAAAGCCCCCGAAUCGACGAUGGGGCGACGCCCGCCGAUAUCUGGCAUUGGUGGAUGACAUGAACAAGGCCGAUCUUCCCAUGUCACUUUCUUUAUGGUCUUCUGCGAUCUCUUUUGCUGCUCGAGGCAACGGCAGCGGUUUGGUGCUAAGACGAGAUCUGGUUCGAGCAAUUGGUCUUUGGCAGAAUAUGGAGCAUGUGGCCGGAGUUGAAGCGGACGGUGUGGUCUUCAGCAUAUUGAUCGAUUGUGCCAUCAAAUCCGGACAGUAUACCGUUGCCGCUGGCCUGGAGGCGCAAAUGAGAGAACGUGGCUUAGAAUUCGACCGUUAUGGGGCAGUCGCCAAGAUCUUCUCCUCUGGGCUCCAAAAGAACGUUGAGGGCAUUACUGCAACGUUCGAGCAGUUUGUCAGGUCCGGACACAUCGUCGAUACGGUCGCCUUGAAUUGUGUGUGUGUAUCUUACCUGCGAGCUGGUGAAGUGAAUACUGCAGAGCAAAUUUAUGCCCGCAUGCUCGAGGCACAACGAGCCGCAAAAGGCUCCAAGCCUUCGGCCCCCGACUCUAAUGCGCAAACAGAACCCGCUCUCUCGAGCCAGUUUUCUAUCUACCGAGGAAGCACGCGAAAGAUGGGUCGUCUCUUGAAGAAAUCGCACGCCCUUAAAAGCAAACUUCCAGCGUACCAUCGGGCUCUCCAGGACUCUGUGCCCAUGACACCGGAUACUCGAACCUUUUAUAUCUUCCUCCGGUAUUUCUCUCGCCAUUCUGGCCAACUCGAUAUGUUCAUGACCGUCCUCCGCGACAUGGAAAGUACUUAUACCGUCCCCCCUCGCCACCUCAUCUACAUGCUGCUCUUCGAAGGAUUUGGCAUUCACGGCAAAAAUAAGAGGUCCUGGUCCGCCGAACGACUUCGAUUGAUCUGGAGUGCAUACCUCCGGGCUCUGCGCGAUUCAAAAUCAAGACUCGACGAUCUUUACGAAGGCAACCAGUCCGCGGAUAUGGUCUGGGAAAAUCCGUUGGGUUCUAUGAUCGCUGAUCUUCAACCGAGCCUUCCGACUGAAGAUCCCAAUGGUCUCUACGUGCCCUUGCCGUUGUUCGGCACACAGAAAUAUCCUGGCUUAAUUCAGGGGGACGAUCCUGGUGGUUUCUUUGCCUCUGCGCAAUCGGACAAGGUAGAUUCUGCACCGGAUGCCGUGAAGCCAAAUAACCCCGACAAGCCAAUUAUGACCAAGGAAUCUCUUUCAAGCAACGAUGAAAAAGCCCCCGAGGGGCCUCAAGAGCCACACGACACUAAUGGAUUCUUCUCAUCUCUUUGGCCAGAUGACAUGGACCUUGCGCCGGGCCUUAUCCCCUCCAAACCAAAUGUGAUCAAUAAGUCUCCUUCAACAAAGAAUGAAGACUACGAUGAGAACAAGUACACCGAUGAGCUUGACGAGGCGAUCGCGGAAGGAGAUACCGAAUCAGCUUGGAUCGAUAGAGAUCGUGAUUACGGGGUCAUUCGCGAUCAUGGCGUAGGCUUUGAAAACGGAGUCUUCAUCGGACGCAGGAUGGUCAUUGCCAUUCUGCGGGCAUUUGGCACAACCUGUGGGCCCAGGGAGGUCUUGGAGGCUUGGCUUCAGCUUGAGAAGAUUUGGCGACCUCAUCAGCGCAUGGCCAAUGAUGUGUAUGCUGUCAAGGAGGAGCUCGAUAAACAAAUGGCGAAACACUCGCCUCAUGUAAAGUAG
Molecule: messenger RNA, 2676 nt
Organism: Penicillium atrosanguineum
Lineage: Eukaryota; Fungi; Ascomycota; Eurotiomycetes; Eurotiales; Aspergillaceae
Product: pentatricopeptide repeat protein
Exons: 1
Coding region: 1-2676 (891 amino acids)
Molecular function (GO): protein binding
Source: RefSeq, a predicted model, not a curated record